AUGCUGUCGAUAUCACUUGCAUUAUCCGUUUCGUUUUUGGCGUUCUGCGUGUCUUCGGCUCUGGGGGAAAAAGAUGUCAAACUAUACAAGCGUUCAGCGAAAAAAACCGGGCUUUCCAAAUCAUGUCAAGCCACAGAUUGGUCAACGUGGAGCAGCUGUAUGUUUUGUGAUUUUUCUUCUGUAAGUAAACGAACACGAAAGGACGGUAAAUGUUCAACGAUUACAGAGACACGUCCUUGUAAAACUGGAGAAUGUGAGCACAACUGUCAUGAAGACAGUAAAACAUGCAGUUGUCAUUCUGGUUACGAUUUAAUUAAUGGUAAGAAUUGUGAAAACAUCAACGAAUGUCGAACAAAAGGUGGUCGAGGUCCUUGCAGCCAAUACUGUCAGGAUGAACCUGGUUCUUACAAAUGUUUUUGCAAAAAAGGUUACCGUUUGAAAUAUUCAACCAAAUGCGAAUUACUUGAUUGUGGGAAGCCGCAAUUUUCAAACUGUCCCCCAGUUACACAGCCCACUGCAGAAGAAGAUCACCUCAAUAUAUGCAGCAAAGUGAACGUGUCAUGUUUAAAUGGCACUAAAUACAAUGCCGAGUGCUUUUUAUCCUGUCCUAAGUACUAUAAACUUGCUUUAAAGCGGCGAACAAUAAAAUGGUCAGAUUACUCCAGAUUUGAAUUUCCUAAUGCAAGCAGCAAAAUCAUUUGCCACCAUCUAACACCAAGUAUAGGUAAGUGGCAUUCCCGAAUAGACGACUAUUACUGCAGGCGUAGCAAUGAUCCACCAAUGGAAAUCAAGCUUGUCGGCACAAGUGUCAAAGAAAAACUUCCACCGGGGAGUGUGGUUGGGAAACUAAGUACGAGAGAUGAACAGCUCGACCAAGACAUGAUCUAUUCUGUGCGGAACAGUUCUUAUUUUAGAUGUAAUGGUUCCAUUCUUGUUACCAUGGUAACACUCUUAUGGGAGGCAAGUCAGUACAACUCGUAUGCGGUUUUCAUCCGAGUGCAAGACAACGGUAUGCCAUCGAUGUGGCGGGAAAAGAAGUUUUUAAUUUACGUUGAAAACGUCAACGAUGUCCCACGUGAUAUUGAGAUUUCUAGGAAUUGGGUUUACGAGAAUGCCACGCGUGGGGCAACUGUGGGAGUUUUGAGUGCUAUUGACGACGAUUUAGGAAAUUAUAGAACGUCAAACUUUUCAUGGAAAUUAUUGAAAGAUAAGACAGAUAGUUUUAAUAUCAGUGGAAGCAAUGUCAUAGUAGGAAGAAAAUUGAAUUAUGAUGUCGCAAAACUGUUUUACAUAAAGGUUUCUUGUUCAGAUGGUUUUUCAUCGACUGUUCAAAAUAUCCCCAUUUAUGUUAUAGAAAGACCAACAUUAACUUUAACUGGAUCUCAUAUAGCAGAGAAUUCGGAAAGGGGAACCGUUGUUACAAUGAUUAAAGUUGAAUCUGAAGGUGACAGAGAUAUGAAAGUAAUGAUAACAGAAUCAACUCCUAAUGCAACGCAUAAACUUAAACUAAAUCCCGAUCCAAGAUGCGUACGUCACAUCAAAAUCAUUAAAUACAAAACGACAUGCUAUGCAAACAUUACGGUCAGUGGUCAAUUGGAUUACGAGGUCGCGAAUGGUUACUUAUUACAGAUUUACGUCACAGAUGGCGUCCUCAGUAAUUUUGCAAAAUGGAAUAUAAGCGUGUUGAACAUGAAUGAAAAGCCAACGGAACUAGAAAUAAAUGGUUUACAAGAAAUAGCAGAGAAUACGAUAGGUGGGACUGAUAUUGGGUUUUUAAUGAUUUCGGAUCCAGACAACAAGAACAAAAUAACUCAAACACAUUUCUGUAGGAUCACCAACAACGGCAGCGAUGGGAAAUAUUUUCAUAUCGAAAGUCCACGAAAUUCUCUACAGAUAAAGAAAAAUAAAUUUUUAAAUUAUGAAGCACAACAAUCGUACAAGAUCGUGAUAAAAUGUGAAGAUAGCGGAUUUCCACCAUUGAGUAUAACUCGUGAAUUUACUAUCAAUGUUACAGACAUGGAUGAACCCAUUGAGAAUCUCACUCUUUCAAAUAACAGAGUUUUGGAGAAUUCAGAUGUUGGUGCAGUUAUAGGAAUCUUAGCCGCCCAUGAUCCCGACGCACACGACGAUACAUCAAUAGCAUUCGCUAUAAUUCACCCUACGUAUUCACCAUUUUUCCUUAGAGGAAAAAACAAUGAAAUUUUGGUCGUCAACGGAUCUUUGAAUUAUGAAGAAAACUCUGAUUACGUCAUUACAAUAGGAGUGACCGAUUCUCAAGAUAGAUAUUUUCAAGCACCUUUUGUCAUCCACAUUGUUGAUGUGCCAGAAACGCCAACAGACAUUAUUAUGGACAGACAUUUCAUGAAAGAGAAUUUAGAGACUGGUUCGCCCAUCAGCAACAUAACGAUGAUCGAUGAAGACAGCAACACGAUUACGACGUGUAUUUUGGUAAAAGAUGGCGAUGGCAGGAUCGCAGUGAAUCGGACAUAUUUAGUCGCAGGAAACGUGAAUACAGAUUAUGAAGAAGAUGCAACACAUAUGAUCGAAAUUACGGUCAAAUGUUGUGAUCAAGACAAACUUUGCUUGACAAAAGAUUUCAAUAUAUCAAUUCGAGAUGUGAAUGAACCACCAAAAGAUAUUAUCAUCACAAGCAACUUAAGAGUUCCAGAGGAGAAGAAAAACGUCACAAUAGGUCAGAUAACAACGGUAGAUGCCGACAUCAAUCCACAAUACAAUUGUAUUGUAAUUUCCAGUAUUAAGGAGGCAUUGUCUAUCGAUAGCGAUAACCAAACACUACGUUUGAAGAAAAAACUAAACUUUGAAAAAAAUUCAUUUGUCUUAUUUGAAAUCACGUGCACCAACAGAGACUCCAUGCCGUACACUAAACAAUUCACGUUGAACGUCACGGAUGUAAAUGAAACACCAAAAUCGGGAUGUUUGAAACACAUCUUUGUUUCGAAUAACCAUUCGAAUGGAAGUGUUCUAGCUAGUUUGAAUGUUACAGAUCCCGAUAAUGAAUAUCCAAAAGAUAUUUGUAAACCCAAGCAGCGUUUAACAUAUAGAGAAAUCUCUGAAAGCCCGUUACCAUUUGACAUAAUUGAUGGAUAUUUAGUUAAAACAGGAGAACUUGAGAAAAACAGAACUUAUGUUUUAUGGAUUUCCGUUUAUGAUGACGGAGUUUUGUUAAAUUCAUCUUCAUCUUUGAUCAUGUCGGAAAGGAAAGAAAUUAAGUUUAAUUGUACCAUAACUUGUCAAGACGCAAGUGACGAGAUGAUUACUUUAUCAUCAAAUGAAAUCAAAGAAGGAGCGCUCAAUUUUACCACCGUCGGAUAUUUAUACAUGGGACAUACGCAUGCGCUCAACACAACAUUCAAGUUGAUAAAGAACAAGUGUGAUGCAAGUCCCUUCUAUAUAAAUACCAAUCAGCUGAGGUUGCGUUUGCCAUGGAAAAGGAAGAUUUCAUUUGAGGAUACGCAGACUGUGCCGAAAUAUUUUCACAUCAAAAUACGAGAGAAAGGAUCUCAACGAGAAGAAAUGUUUAUCAUAUUUGUGAAAGAGAAUAAAGACAAAAGAUAUGGCAUAUGUCCAACAAAAGUAGAAAUUGAAAUAUCAAAGACUAUCAACAGACGCUUUAAGCUUGUCGCCAUUCAAAAUAUCAAUGGAUCACUAGAGAAAUGUAACAACAAUAGCAACAAUAGUCGCACGUUAUCCUACCAAUGUACAACAAAACUCAACUUAAAAAAUUGA
Messenger RNA from Xenia sp. Carnegie-2017, 3747 nucleotides. RefSeq names its product fat-like cadherin-related tumor suppressor homolog. Lineage: Eukaryota; Metazoa; Cnidaria; Anthozoa; Malacalcyonacea; Xeniidae. The record is from RefSeq and is a predicted model, not a curated record. Gene Ontology annotation, biological process: homophilic cell-cell adhesion. Gene Ontology annotation, cellular component: membrane. The transcript is spliced from 9 exons. The coding region runs from base 1 to 3747 and encodes 1248 amino acids. Gene Ontology annotation, molecular function: calcium ion binding.